UAUGCGCUGGCGUGAAGAUGGAAUUGCCUCAAAUACAUUUCGAGACGGACAGGACGCGCGGACACUGGUCCAACAAGCGUGAAUAUUUGUUAUCGUGUAUUGGUGCCGCCAUUGGCCUCGGAAAUGUGUGGCGUUUUCCUUAUUUGUGCUACAAGAACGGUGGAGGUGCAUUUUUGUUACCCUACUUAUUGAUGUUAUUUUUAUGUGGAAUUCCACUUUUCUAUUUGGAAUCUUGUUUGGGACAAUUUUCCAGUGCAUCUUGCUUAACUGUUUUUAAAAUUGCUCCACUUUUUAAAGGAGUGGGUUAUGCAAUUUUGGUGGUAAAUUUCAUCUCAACAUGUUAUUACGUCGUGAUAGUAUCGUAUCCUUUGUCUUACAUCUACGAAAGCAUCGCCCACGCACUGCCGUGGACAAAAUGCGGCAACGCUUGGAAUACUAAUGAAUGUUUGCAAUUGGACACCGCCAACUACACGUCUAACCAUGUUUCAACUCUUGCGCACCGAACACCAGCAGAUGAGUUUUUUCAUAAUAAAAUUCUCCACCUUUCAAAUAGUAUUGAUAAUACCGGUGAGAUAAUAUGGCCGCUGUUUAUUUUCAAUUGCAUCACAUGGUUUAUCAUCUUUCUGUGCAUUAUGAAAGGCGUUAAAGGGGUGGGCAAAGUGGUGUACGUCACUGUGACUUUCCCAAUAUUGAUAUUGGUGGUCAUGUUUGUACGUGGGAUUACACUACCAGGGGCGGUCGAUGGUAUAUAUUUCUAUAUUUAUCCCGAAUGGAAUAAAAUUACAGAUUAUCAAGUUUGGUUAGAUGCUGCGGUACAGAUAUUUUUCUCGGUCGGUUGUGGUUGGGGAAGUAUCAUAAACAUGGCCAGUUACAACCAUUUCAGCAAUAAUAAUAAAAAUGAUGCAAUUUUAGUGCCUUUGUGCAAUGGCAUAACAAGCGUUUUUUCCGGCUUUGUGGUGUUUUCGGUACUGGGCUUUAUGAGCCAGAAAACUGGCCUUCCGAUUGCGGAUGUGGCCACAGGUGGGCCCGGUCUUGCGUUCGUCACCUACCCAGAAGCCAUCGCUUUGUUGCCGUACUCACAAUUUUGGUCUGUCUUGUUUUUUCUGAUGCUGUUUCUGAUUGGACUUGAUAGCUGUUUUGUACCUUUGGAGUCCAUGAUCUCAACGAUGUUAGAUGAAUAUGUGAAGCUGCGAAAGUACAAAAUGAUAAUUAGUUUUAUAGUCUGCUGCGGGAUGUGUUGCUGUUCUACAAUAUUUAUCACCGAAAGCGGCAUGUAUUACAUUCGAUUAUUAGAUUUCUACGCACCGUCAUUAGCACUGGUGACAAUUAGUCUCUGCGAGCUGUUCAUUGUCGGUUGGACUUACGGAAUGAAAAAUUUUGCCAGGGACGUCGAGUUUAUGAACCGCGCUAAAUUGCACUGCUGGUGGCCGUUCUGCUGGCGAUUCAUCGCGCCCAUAAUACUAACGAUUAUCAUCUUUACGACAAUAACCUACGGUAAAAUUGAUCCGUACAACGGGGUGAAUUAUCCCGAAUGGUCAAAAUCAUUGGGAUGGACAACAGCAACGUUACCGGUAUUUUGUAUACCUUUUUACAUGGGUUACAAAUUACUGUACAAAAGUGAAGGCGAUUUGUGUGAGAGGCUUUCAUUGGCGGUCCGAGCUGGCAAAAAAUGGGGUCCUAAACAAGCUUGCAGUCGAGAGGAAUGGUUGUACAUGGUUUACAGAAAACGUGUAAUUAAGAUGCGCCACGUGUUAGAGGAGACGAAACACGAUGCCGCUCAUAAAAAAUUUCUACUAUUAUCAUCAAAUGAUACAAAUUCGAAUACUACACAUCUUUAAACUCCAAAAAGGUACACAGCAUAUAUACAGAUUAUUUUUUGUUUCAUUGUUGAGUAUAAAUACACAUCUGUUAAUAAAUUUGUCAUUAUUAUUUUGUAUGUCAGAAAAUUGUCAUUCAUGUAGUAGCUAAAAUAUAAAAAUUUAUAGCAAAA
This is a messenger RNA of Dalotia coriaria, 1990 nucleotides long. Its product is annotated as sodium- and chloride-dependent glycine transporter 1-like. Bases 18 to 1838 code for a protein of 606 amino acids. The record is from RefSeq and is a predicted model, not a curated record. Gene Ontology annotation, cellular component: plasma membrane. The transcript has 12 exons. NCBI's taxonomy places the organism in Eukaryota, Metazoa, Arthropoda, Insecta, Coleoptera, Staphylinidae. Gene Ontology annotation, biological process: sodium ion transmembrane transport.